AUGACAGAAGAAGUUAUUGUUAUAGCAAAGUGGGAUUACACUGCCCAGCAGGAUCAGGAACUUGACAUCAAGAAGAAUGAGCGCCUGUGGUUGCUGGAUGACUCCAAAACAUGGUGGCGGGUGAGGAACGUGGCCAACAAGACGGGAUACGUGCCGUCCAAUUACGUGGAAAGAAAGAACAGCUUGAAGAAGGGCUCGCUCGUGAAAAAUCUUAAAGACACACUAGGCCUUGGUAAAACAAAAAGGAAAACAAGUGCAAGAGACGCCUCCCCGACACCGAGUACGGAUGCGGAAUAUCCCUCCAACGGCAGCAGUGCUGACCGCAUUUAUGACCUCAACAUCCCGGCCUACGUGAAAUUCGCGUAUCUUGCGGAGAGGGAGGAUGAGCUUUCCUUGGUGAAAGGGUCCCGGGUCAUCGUCAUGGAAAAGUGCAGUGAUGGUUGGUGGCGAGGAAGCUACAAUGGACAGAUCGGUUGGUUUCCUUCGAACUAUGUCAUGGAGGAGGUAGAUGAAGCAACUGCAGAUUCCCCGAGCUUUUUGAGCUUACGGAAGGGUGCCUCCAUGAGUAACGGCCAGGGCAUGCGAGUCCUCCAUGUGGUUCAGACACUGUACCCGUUCAGCUCCGUGACCGAAGAGGAACUCAAUUUUGAGAAGGGAGAAACAAUGGAAGUGAUUGAAAAACCUGAAAAUGACCCAGAAUGGUGGAAAUGUAAAAAUUCCCGGGGGCAGAUUGGCCUUGUUCCCAAAAACUACGUGGUAGUCCUUAGUGACGGGCCAGCCCUAUACCCUUCCCAUGCGCCUCAGAUAAGUUACACCGGACCUUCAGCCACUGGACGGUUCGCAGGGAGAGAGUGGUACUAUGGGAACGUCACGCGGCACCAGGCAGAGUGCGCCCUGAAUGAGCGGGGUGUGGAAGGGGACUUCCUCAUUAGAGAUAGUGAAUCUUCGCCCAGUGACUUCUCCGUCUCUCUUAAAGCAUCAGGGAAGAACAAGCAUUUCAAGGUGCAGCUCGUGGACAAUGUCUACUGUAUCGGGCAGCGGCGAUUUCACACCAUGGAUGAGUUGGUGGAACACUACAAAAAGGCACCGAUCUUCACCAGUGAACACGGGGAAAAGUUGUAUCUUGUCAAAGCACUUCAGUGA
Molecule: messenger RNA, 1143 nt
Organism: Orycteropus afer afer
Lineage: Eukaryota; Metazoa; Chordata; Mammalia; Tubulidentata; Orycteropodidae
Gene: NCK2
Product: NCK adaptor protein 2
Exons: 3
Coding region: 1-1143 (380 amino acids)
Biological process (GO): positive regulation of translation in response to endoplasmic reticulum stress; negative regulation of endoplasmic reticulum stress-induced eIF2 alpha phosphorylation; positive regulation of endoplasmic reticulum stress-induced intrinsic apoptotic signaling pathway
Molecular function (GO): protein binding
Source: RefSeq, a predicted model, not a curated record